GAACACUUGAGACAAGCUGAAGCAGGAGAACAGGGAGCGCGUUUGUCUCUCAUGUCUGACAUAAGGAGUCCCAUCAGUUAGUGCUUUUACCUGGGAAUAGAAAUCGAAGAAAGAAAGACUUCUCUGCUGUCGGAAUGGAACCGAAGAAGAAUGUUUUUACCAAACUGCGAGAUAGAACCAAGCUGUUUAAUGUGAAAAUAGGAAAGAAGGCCAAGAAGACUCCUCUAAAAUACAGAAGGAGUAUCUCAGUACCUGACCUGAGAUGUGGUCAGUCCGUGCCACCUAUGCUAAACAAUGUUGUCGAGUCUCCAGACUCUGACUCCGCCUCCUUCAUUGACCAAGAUGAAACAGAGAGUGAAACCUCCAGCUUGGCUUACUCUGAUAACCUCGCUGUCACAGAUGGACCAUUUUCAGCCAGGUCUAAAGACCUGUUCCUAGACAUAUCAUCCUCAACCAAGUCUGUAGACCAGCACAGUGCUUCUGACACAGCAUCUUUACACCAGUCCCUGGACCAACCCACUUCUCCAGACUCAGCAACUGACCAACCCACUGUCUCAUCCACAGCAUCUGCAGCCAAGCACCUUGACCAACUUACUGCCUCAUCCCCACCAUAUGCAGCCAAGCUCCCCAACCAACUUAUUGCCUCAUGCCCACCAUAUGCAGCCAAGCUCCCCAACCAACUUAUUGCCUCAUCCCCACCAUAUGCAGCCAAGCUCCCAGACCAACUUACUGCCUCAUCCACACCAUCUGCAACUAAGGUUGUGGACCAGUUUACUUUCCCAGACAUACCAGCCUCAAAUAUGCAUUCUGCAUCUGAUGUCCUUUCAGCACCACAGAAACCAGCUGUUAUGGCCAUCACCAACAAUAGGCCUGAUAAGAGAACAGAAGAAGGGGGCAGAAGAACUAGAUGGUACCUAGAAGACCCAGACAAUGAGUCUGCUUGCAGCACACCAUCUGAGGAUCGCUCUGUAAUUUGGGGUCAGGAGCUCACAACAGACUUUAUUACACCAGGAUCCACAGAAAUGUGCAUUACCGGAUCAGCUGAGGACCUGGAUGACGUUAUAAGUGAGAGCAGUGACUUUGACACCAUUGUCUCUGGAGGAGAAAAUAAGUCCCAGAAUGUCCAGUACCUCCUCACCAUCAACUUAAAGGAAGGAAGGAACCUGGUGAUCAGAGACCGCUCUGGUACGAGUGACCCAUACGUCAAAUUCAAAUUAGAUGGCAAGACGGUAUACAAAAGCAAGGUUAUGUACAGGAACUUGAACCCUCUGUGGAAUGAGUCCUUCUCCUUUACCGUCAGGGACCUGGAGCAAACCAUUUUUGUUAAGGUGUAUGACCGUGACCUGAGAUCACAUGACUUCAUGGGCUCGAGUGCUGUCGUUCUUAAUAAACUGGAGUUGGACAAAACAUGUGAGAUGAUCUUGCGUUUAGAAGAUGCUGGCAGUCCAGAGGAUGACAUGGGGGUUAUAAUCUUAGACGCCUGUGUAACCGUCUGUGAGGGGCCCACCAAACGAAAUAAGUGGCCAAUGAAGAGGAAAGGAAGCUUCAAUAAGGGUCAGCCACAGCAGGUGCGAGCAGCCACCACACAGAAGAGCCAGGUCUGGAGCGAACUGUACACAGUGGUGCUGGUAGAGGGUCAGGACAUGCCUGAGGGUGGCCAGGGUGACGUAUAUGUCCUUUUCAGCCUGGGUGACCAGAGGUUCCACAGCAAGAAUCUGUGCAUAAAGGCCAACCCACAGUGGAGGGAGACAUUUGAUUUCAACCGUUUCGACGAUGGCCUACCAGACAUGCUGGUGGUAGAGGUGUUCUGCAAGAGGGGCCGAAAGCGCGAAGAAUGCUGGGGAACGUUGGAAUUUGACCUGUCACAACUGCCUGUCAACCAGAAGCAAUCAUACACACACGUUGUGGGUGCAGGCAAAGGCCGGCUGGUUUUCUUGGUCACCCGCACCCCCUGCCCUGGAGCGUCCGUCUCUGACAUGGGAUCUGCUCCAUUAGAUCAUCUGUCUACCUGUGAAGGGAUACUGAAGCAAUACAAUUUGAGGAACACACUGAUGAACCUACAGGAUGUCGGAUACCUCCAGGUCAAGGUUUUGAGGGCCACAGACCUUACCUCCACAGAUCUAAAUGGUAAGAGUGACCCAUUUUGUGUGCUGGAGCUUGGAAACUGCAGGUUACAAUCUCAGACCAUCUACAAGACCCUCAGUCCAGAAUGGAAAACAGCCUUUACAUUUCCAAUUAAGGAUAUCCAUGAUGUCUUGGAGCUGACCGUUUUUGGUGAAGAUGGAGACAAAUCGAGGGACUUUCUGGGAAAAGUUGCUAUUCCUUUGCUGACAGUUUCCAAUGGACAGCAGAUAACCAGACUUUUGAAAAAAGAGGAUUUGGCAGGGCCAUCCAAAGGAAGCAUCACUCUGGAGAUGAGCAUUUUCUACAACCCGGUCAGAGCUGCCAUCAGAACAUUCAAGCCUAAAGAAAAGAAGUUUGUGGAGGACAGCCCGAAGUUCAAUAAAAAGCUGUUAGCGCGCAACAUUUACCGUGUGAGGAGGAUCAGCAUGGCUGUUCUGUAUACAUUGCAGUACAUUAAAAGCUGCUUUCAGUGGGAGAGCACUCAGAGGAGCAUCACCGCCUUUCUGAUCUUUGUAGGGACGGUGUGGCACUUUGAGCUGUUCAUGCUGCCUCUCUUCUUUCUCCUGCUGAUUGGCUGGAACUACUUCCACAUCCCCCCGGGCGCAGGCAGCCACAGUCAGGACCUGGAGAGCAUGUCUGUGGCGGAGGACGAAGACGAGGAUGAAAAGGAAUCAGAGAAAAGAGGACUGAUGGAAAAAAUCCAUAUGAUUCAAGAAAUUGUGCUCACUGUCCAGAACGUUCUAGACGAAGUAGCUUGCAUAGGAGAAAGAGUAAAGAACACUUUCAACUGGUCGGUGCCUUUCUUGUCGUUCCUGGCCUGUGUGGUUCUGUUCACAGCUACUGCUGCGCUGUACUACAUCCCUUUACGCUACAUUGUCUUAUUAUGGGGUGUUAAAAAAUUUGCCAAGAAGCUCCUCAACCCACAUGCCAUUGACAAUAAUGAACUACUGGAUUUCCUCAAGAGGGUACCUUCUGAUGUUCAAAAGGUGCAGUACGGCGAGUUGAGAGCGGCUGGCAUCCAGAGUGCACAGAAGAAGAAGCGUUAGCGUUCCAAAGGAAAAAGCCAGGCUGUGGUGAAAUUGGUGCUCUCUAGUUCAGUCCAGGCUGUCCCCCGCUCACCUUCCAGGGCAGUCAAUCUCAUAUACUCCUUGUGGUGUGGUUGCUGCCAGCCUCUCUUAUGUCACAGUGUGUGUGAGUGCAUGUGUCUUUUUUGACAGGAGGUUCUCAGUGACUCACAGGCCAGUGUAUAGAUCCAUCUUCUUUGAGCGAUGCCAUAGCAGAGCCACUUUUGGUUCUUUAAAGAACCAUUUUUGACAAAAAAGAGAUGUGUGAGUGAAAAGAAGUAAACGUAAUGUCAAGGUUCUAUAACUAUUUGAGUUCUUUCCUUUUUAUGUAGUCCCUCUAUGGCAUCCAAAAAGAACCUUUUUUAAGAGCACCAUUAUUUUUAAGAGUGUAAUGGAAGAGUAGUGGAAUGUAUUAACAGUAAUUCUACCAAGCAAUACUUCUGUGUGCAGUCAUAUGUGUGUAUAUUAAGUAUUUUACAAGGCUUCUAAUGUGCUCAGCCCAUCGGCAUUUCUAUUUUAUAAUAAUGAGUUGGACUGGGAAAGCAUUUUUUGGUCUUUCAGCAACAAAGAUUAGUCCUCAAAGCAUGACAGACAUGCUAAAGUAUAUUAGAAUCUAGAGUGUAUAGAUUGUACAUACAGGGCAGAAAAUAUUGUUUAAGUAUAAAUGCAUGGAAGAUGUGAUGUGCAUCCUAAGUUGCCUGCUUAUUAUGAAAUACUGAAGCACUUUCAAAUGUCAGUUAAAUUUAUUAUAUAGGCCAAUGUAAAUAUGACUUUUUGGGGUAAACUUUA
Colossoma macropomum (tambaqui) is the source of this 3977-nucleotide messenger RNA. It is a transcript of the gene mctp2a, whose product is annotated as multiple C2 domains, transmembrane 2a. Gene Ontology annotation, cellular component: synaptic vesicle membrane. The record is from RefSeq and is a predicted model, not a curated record. Lineage: Eukaryota; Metazoa; Chordata; Actinopteri; Characiformes; Serrasalmidae. The transcript has 23 exons. Gene Ontology annotation, molecular function: calcium ion binding. Bases 135 to 3170 code for a protein of 1011 amino acids. Gene Ontology annotation, biological process: regulation of neurotransmitter secretion.